AUGCUUUCAUAUCAAACAAUAAUCACGUGGACCCAUCUCUCUCUCUCUCUCUCUCUCUCUCUCUCUCUCUCUCUCUCUCUCUCUGGUCUGUCUCCGUCUCUUCUGCUUCUCUUCCCACUUUUACUUAAUUCGCUUCGCGCAUUCAUUUUUAUGGACAUUCGCCCAAACUGGCAUGGGGGUAUAGCGUGGCUCUACAAGUUCCAGGAAUUCCGUAUCCCUCCCCACACACACAUCAUCUCUCUCUCUCUCUCUCAUUCCAUCAUGUCCAUUUUAUCUGUUGCGCAAUUUUACUUUUUCGACAUUUGUCUGUCUUUACACUUCUCUCUCUAUCCACCCCUCACUGUUAUUCAUUCAUUCUUUUUUUCUUUCUUUCUUUUUUCUUUCUUUCUUUUUUCUUUCUUUCUUUCCGUCGUUCCGCUAUACACUUCUUUUCUCCGUCUCUCUCAUUUUUACCGCAUCUACUUUCUUUCUUUCUUCUCCUCUCCCCACUCUCUCUCUCUCUCUCUCUCUCUGUGUCUCUCCCUCAGUCUCUCCCUCAGUCUCUCCCUCAGUCUCUCUUCCUGUCAUUCAUUCAUUCUUUCUUUCUUUCUUUCUUUCUUUCUUUCUUUCUUUCUUUCUUUCUUCCCAUCGUUCCAUCAUACUCUUUUUCUCUCAUUUCCACCUUAUCUACUUUCUCUCUUUCUCAGAGUCUCUCUUUCUCCCUGUCUCUCUCUCUUCCAGUCAUACAUUCUUUCUUUCUUUCUUUCUUUCUUUCUUUCUUUUUUAACAUCGUUCUAUCAUACUCCUUUUCUCCCUCUCUCUUUUUUUUACAUUAAAUACUUUCUCUCUGUCAUUCAUUCAUUCUUUCUAUCUUUCUUCCUUCAUUUCUUUCUUUCUUUCUUUCUUUCUUUCUUUCUUUCUUUCUUUCUUACCAUCGUUCCAACAUACCAUUUUCUGUCGCUCUCAUUUUCAACCUAUCUCUCUUUCUCUCACACUCUCUCUCUCUCUCUCGCUCUUUCUCUGUCAUUAAUUCUUUCUUUCUUUCUUUCUUUUUUCCGUCGUUCCAUCGCAUUCUCUCUCUCUCUCUCUCUCUCUCUCUCUUUCACUUUUUUCAUAAUUGUCUCUUCUUUCCCUCUCUUUCUCCCCAAAUCAUACACAUUUGACCCACCUAGCCAUCAUCUUUUGGUAUUUCACGUUCGUGCUGAAAAUCUUCCACCGGCAUCAUAUUAUCGUACGGAUCACUGUUUGACACCUCUUAUUAAGCAAUGCAAUUCAUUAAUGCCGUUCCACAGCACGAUAAUUGUCCGCCCAAUUCAACACCCGUCAGGCCUCUACUCCAUCCAUGGCCAGACUGGGCAGGACCUAUCAGCCGUAUUCACGGCCUAUCACACUGAUUCGUCAAUACGCGCCUACUCUUAG
Messenger RNA from Acanthosepion pharaonis, 1398 nucleotides. Lineage: Eukaryota; Metazoa; Mollusca; Cephalopoda; Sepiida; Sepiidae. The record is from the annotation of a GenBank genome assembly.